This is a messenger RNA of Exophiala mesophila, 1450 nucleotides long. RefSeq lists its product as uncharacterized. The record is from RefSeq and is a predicted model, not a curated record. The transcript has a single exon. The coding region runs from base 311 to 958 and encodes 215 amino acids. Lineage: Eukaryota; Fungi; Ascomycota; Eurotiomycetes; Chaetothyriales; Herpotrichiellaceae.
CUGAAUGAGUUCAUGACACGAUGCAAUCUUUCGUCAUAACAAUUGCCCAACGACGAUUCCCUAUAUGUGACUCGCAUGGGAGUGUGCUCAUGACAGUCACAUGACAAAGAUAUCUGCUAUGACGUCAUUGUCUCUCGGUCAAUCAUUCUGCGCUUUCCGCGACACUGGACACAAACCCCAUCCGAGGCAGGAGCGAUGGAUACCGUGACCCAUGAUCUGUAAAUGCAGGUACUCAAUCAACCAACGUUCAUCAUGCGUAUACUCACACGUCGGCGUCAAUAACCCAAACACUUGAACCAUUCCACUUACGAUGAAACUCCCCGCACCAUCCAGCACGCGUCUGACGCUCUUCUUACAUCGAGGGAUCAAGCGCGAUGUCCAGACCAGUCGAAUAGCAACAAGCUACUGUCCACACGCAACUCCUCGUCAAGCAGCCAGAACCCCCUUCUCAACAACUUCUGCUCCUCAAAGUCCAUCGAACCGAAUCCUCAAUCCUUUUCGAACCCCGCCUCAAUUCCACGACUCGCUCCAGCUUCACUCGGCCAAUAACGCCCUGUUGCUCACCCUAUUUACCACAUCGUCAUGCGCUCCUUGUCGCGUCAUUACUCCUCUAUUGACCGACCUAGUCAAGUCCCGCGCCCCAUCUCCCAAUGAUAAAUUUUCCAGCUUGGCCCUAGCAGAGCUCGAGCUCGAUAGUCCAGACACCAGUAAUGGAAGGAUGAUGGAUUUGGGGAUCGAGUUCGGUGUCACCAGUCUGCCUACCCUGAUUGGCUUUGGUGGGAGAAGAGCUCAACGAGUCACAGAUAGACUCGUUGAUACAAAGUUGUUGACGGAUCGUGCCCGUAUGGAACAAUGGGUCGAUGAGGUCAUGAGUAAAGGCGAUCCAUUUGCUGUUGAUGGAGGGUCAGGAGGUGUAGGUGGAUCUGGCUCGGGGGUACUGGGUCGUUUGUUCGGGUGAGGUCUACUCACCAAGGGACAACUUGAUUCGAUCCUGGGAGAGUUUUGCUCUAUGAGAUGAUCAUCUCUGCAAGACUACCCUCGUCAGACAGAAGUUCCCUAGUGGUCCUCUGGACCGAGGAGCAUACGCCACGAACUAGGACGGGGUGACAUGGUAAGCCCGAAUGUUACAGUUCACGGGAGAUCCCCAGGCGUCAGCUUGAACCCGGGUCCUUUACCCUCAACUUGAUUGCAGGACAAUGUGGGAACAAGUCCGCGUCAAUACAUUCCCAUUGUUGACAUGAUGACCAUCAUGUCUGCUCACGGGUCGUGGAAGAAUUGGAAACGACCCCAUGUCCAUGAGGCGUGACGGUCCCACCAAGAACAUCCGCAUUUCCGUGCGUAUGGCCACAUUGGACGAGAUCAUUCUCUCCCAUUCAUACCAAUUUGAUUCCCACUUUAUGUAUACACUCUACAAAGCGCCGUUACAUUCCAAAGACACUUGAUCCCAUCG